Schistocerca americana (American grasshopper) is the source of this 414-nucleotide messenger RNA. RefSeq lists its product as uncharacterized. Bases 1 to 408 code for a protein of 135 amino acids. NCBI's taxonomy places the organism in Eukaryota, Metazoa, Arthropoda, Insecta, Orthoptera, Acrididae. The record is from RefSeq and is a predicted model, not a curated record. The transcript is spliced from 5 exons.
AUGCAUCCGCCGACCUCGUCGGAAGUAGCAGCUCCGCACACACGUCGCAGGUGGUCCUCGCUAGCCCUAGCGCACCAGGAGCUCGUGAAUGCCGUGUCGCAGCCGUCCCUCUGCCCUGAGGUCGCCCACAGCUGCUCGUCGGAGGCGGCUUCUCGCCAGCUCGCCACGUGCCUGCCACCACAAUUAGCGCACGUUGGAGCUCCUGGCUCCCCUUUCGUCAACUGCUGGAGCUGUGCUCUCCGUCACAUCGACACGGACAGUGGCGUUCCGGCGACGGAAUGGCGCCUACUUCAACUCUCUGGGAGCACGCCAGCGAGUCCGCUACGCCUGUCGCACCUGCUCUUCGCAAGACUGUCAGCAGAGGAGCUGAUGGAGAGACACCCAGGAAGCGCAGGAGCGCCCGCAUAGCCGCCA